ACUGCAGCAAGACCCAAGCACAAUCCCUUUGUCCAUCAUUCCUUCCUGCUUCCCCUCCCUCCUCCCUCCCUCCACCCCCAGGGAGGCUGUCCUAAUCUUUUUUUUUUUUUUCCCCCCCAUCCUCCCCAGCUGUACGUAUAAGUCCUUGAUCAAGUUGUCCUUGCAUCAAAGGACAGCUCAGGGGGCACGGAGUGGAGCCCACAGCAGCAGGAUGGCUCACAGCAUCUUGGGGCUCAUGCAGCCCUUGCGGAGGGGACUGAACGCGAGCAAAAUUCGCCUCAUUUUCCUCUGUGGUGGGACUGAGCAGCACCACAGCCCAGCAAAGGGGUGGUCAGAAAGAGGCUUCAGCUCCACACAUGGGUUCCAGGAUGCCCCUGGGGAAUCAAGCUCUGAGGAUCGGGUGACAGUGCAUUUUAUAAAUCGGGAUGGAGAGCGACUUACGACCACAGCCAAAGAAGGGGAGAGUUUGCUGGAUGUGGUAGUCAAUCACAACUUGGCCAUUGAUGGAUUUGGUGCCUGUGAAGGAACAUUAGCCUGCUCUACCUGUCACCUUAUCUUUGACAAAGACACCUUCCAAAAGCUUGAUGCCAUCUCAGAUGAAGAGCUAGACAUGCUGGACUUGGCAUAUGGACUCACUGACACAUCACGCCUUGGCUGCCAGGUGUGCGUUAAGAAGUCGAUGGAUGGUGUGACAGUGAGGGUCCCCAUGGAUGUGUCGGACAUGAGGAAGCAGCUGGAGGUUGGAAAGCAAAGCAAACAGUAACUGGAAACGACUGCUGCACAGCUUACAUCCUCAUUUAGGCGUGUCAGGGUACUUAGCUUUUGGUUAACACUAUUGUUUUUUGUGGCUGGCCUCCAGUAGGUCAUAAAAGUCUGAUUCAGUAUAAAAAUUCAUAUUUGGCAAAUCUCUUAUUUAAACAAGACAUCAUGUUUAAUAGGGUCUCUGGUACGUAUUCUAAGUGCUUAAAUGCUCUGCUGAAUGCAACUGGAUUAUAGUGUAUGGCUUUAUAUUUCCCUGGGUGGGUGUCAGUAAAUAUCUCUGCUGUAUGAGACUUGCGUUCUCCUUUGAAAUUCAAGAAUUCUGCUAUUCUGAGUAACUGCUGAGAAUUUUGCAAGGCUUGGCUCUUUAAAUGUGGAGCAGACUUUUCCAGUUUGGGAAACUUAAGAAGAGAUUGCUGUUUGCAAGUCAGUGUACUGAUGGGCUUGGUAAUGUAGGUGACUUGAGUUUGGUCAGCAAGAGCAUACUGAAGACAUUUGUGUGCUGACAAUUCCUGUUAGCAGAAACCACUUCUACAAACUUGAGGUG
This is a messenger RNA of Prinia subflava (tawny-flanked prinia), 1306 nucleotides long. Its product is annotated as adrenodoxin-like. The record is from RefSeq and is a predicted model, not a curated record. Gene Ontology annotation, molecular function: 2 iron, 2 sulfur cluster binding. The transcript has 4 exons. Gene Ontology annotation, biological process: P450-containing electron transport chain. The coding region runs from base 212 to 763 and encodes 183 amino acids. Lineage: Eukaryota; Metazoa; Chordata; Aves; Passeriformes; Cisticolidae.